UUGAGGCGUUUAAUAUGAAUUUGAGAGAUGGUUUAACUAUAAGUGUAGUACAGUGGCGUGGAAAUUGGGUAAGUGAACCAAUUUCUCAAAUCGUUGUAAAGCCAAUAAACAGUAACCCAAUCUUAAAGCUGUUGUUGGAGAUCCCUCAUAAAAUCCAAUAGUCAGCGAUAAUGCACCAUUUUAAAUCUGGAACGUCAUACAAUGUAAAAGAAGAAGAAAAACUUAACCAAUAGCCACUCAGUAAAGUGCCACCUCUUGGUGUCUGCUUUUGCUGCCACAACAACAAAGAAGCGUGGCGACGCGAGAGCAUUCAAUACCACUCACUUCCGUGUUGGCUAAAAUUCCCGUCUGUGGCUACAUUACACAGUUUGUAUUUUCAGUGAUUCUAAUGAAAAUCUUUGUUUUGCGACGGCCUUAUUUUACUAGAUCACGUUUACAUUGUAUUUGCUUUAUCAUAAAUUCCACUGUUGUUAUGAUAAAACAACUUAAUUUGCAGUAGUUUUUCGUAGGCGCAUGCGCAUUUCCUUUCUGUGUUUCUUUUCAACGGCUAACUGAAACUAUAAAUGCUUUAACGUUGUGACGGAUGGAAGUGAAGAAGUCAUAAUGGAAACUGAGGCAAAGCCAAAAGAAACUGAACCACUAGGUGAAGAUGCUGAAAAAAGUGAGGCAGAAACUACGUCUCACACAGAUGCAGGAAACGCCACAACUCAGGACUCUAGUAUUAGCAAUGGAGAUGACGCAGAUGAUAAACAGGAGAGGGUGGACUUGAAGAUUAUCUGGAACAAGAAUAAAUAUGAUCUGAAAAUUCCUGUUGAUAGCACUGGAGCCAAACUAAAAGAGAAGAUCCAUUCACUCACUGGUCUUCCACCGGCAAUGCAGAAAGUGAUGUACAAAGGGUUGCUUCCAGAAGACAAGACGCUACGUGAAAUAAAGAUUACAAAUGGUGCAAAAAUAAUGGUGGUAGGAUCUACAAUAAAUGAUGUAUUAGCUGUGAAUACACCGAAAGAGGUCAUUCAGCAGGAAGUUAAAGCUGAAGAAAAUAAGAAAGAGCCUUUAUGCAGGCAAAAGCAACACAGGAAAGUUUUGGACAAAGGUAAACCAGAUGACAUAAUGCCAGCUAUUAAAGGAGCAAAGGAACGAUUACCUACAGUGCCUUUAUCCGGAAUGUAUAACAAGUCCGGAGGAAAAGUUAGACUCACAUUCAAACUGGAGCAGGAUCAGUUGUGGAUCGGAACAAAGGAGAGAACGGAGAAAGUCCCAAUGGGCUCCAUUAAAAAUGUAGUGUCUGAACCCAUUGAAGGCCAGGAGGACUAUCACAUGAUGGCUUUUCAGUUGGGUCCAACAGAAGCCUCUCAAUAUUGGGUCUACUGGGUGCCUGCACAGUUUGUCGAUGCAAUCAAAGACACAGUCCUUGGAAAAUGGCAGUAUUUCUAAUGUGCCUCUUUUUUGACAAUGAUGAACUGGGAUUGAGAGGAGGAGCCAAUGACAAAUGAAACUGGAGUCAAUAGUGAAGCUUAAGGAACUUCUUGGAAUAUAUUUGAAGGAAACGGACGGAUGCCUGUGGACUAAUCAUAUUCUUUUUAGGCUAAAAGUGCACUAUGUGGCAGCAUAACAUUUCUCAGCCCCGUUGAUCAUUCAAGGUUUGCAGCAAGUCCAAGGGAAAACAAUGAAACAAUUGUACAGAAAUUGCUAACACUUUUCUUCAGUUAUUCUUAAAGAAAUAAAACUUAUUUAAUGAAAUGAAAUCACUAGGACAUCGUUGUUUGUUCUGUCUGUGUUCAGUGUUGAAUCCACCCAAAAUUUGUUGUAAUUUAUUUUUGAUCCAUUUUGUGUGGAACCCCAGUUUUGCACAUCUUGACAAUGCAGUACAAUUUCUGUUUGCAAAACUGGUCAAACUGUCUAGUUGCACAGGGACUUUGAGUGAACAGCCAUUUUCUGGUCCUGCCACAAACUGUGAAUUAGAUUGAAGUCUGGACCUAAGGCAAUUCCUGUGUUGUUUUGGUUUUAUGUUGGUUUUGGGUCGUUGUCUUGGUGAAAAAUAAAUCUCCCAUGUAGCAGUUU
Molecule: messenger RNA, 2061 nt
Organism: Xiphias gladius (swordfish)
Lineage: Eukaryota; Metazoa; Chordata; Actinopteri; Istiophoriformes; Xiphiidae
Gene: ubfd1
Product: ubiquitin family domain containing 1
Exons: 8
Coding region: 604-1434 (276 amino acids)
Molecular function (GO): RNA binding; cadherin binding
Source: RefSeq, a predicted model, not a curated record